This is a messenger RNA of Emiliania huxleyi CCMP1516, 531 nucleotides long. RefSeq lists its product as hypothetical. The record is from RefSeq and is a predicted model, not a curated record. The coding region runs from base 1 to 531 and encodes 176 amino acids. Lineage: Eukaryota; Haptophyta; Isochrysidales; Noelaerhabdaceae. The transcript is spliced from 3 exons.
AUGCACGUCGCUGCAAAACGUGACGAUUCCGGAGUCGGUGACAAGCAUAGGCGACUGGGCAUUCCAGGGCUGUGCGGAUACCAAAUCGAUCAUCCCCAGCUCUUCACCAGCAUCGGUGGCUGGGCGUUCGCUCGCGCCUCCUCGCUCACCUCCAUCUCCAUUCCGGCGUCUGUGCAGAGUGUGGGAGACUACGCCUUCAAGGGUAUCGGGGACGGCACGUUUGAGGCGUGCUCCUCACUCACAAGCUUCGACAUCCCCGAUUCCGUCACCGUGAUCGGAUCUUACGCCUUUUCGCGCUGCACGUCGAUCAAGUCGGUCACAAUCCCGACCUCCGUGACAGCGAUCGGCGACGGUGCCUUCGCGGGGUGUCCACUGCUCACAGGCGUCUCUGUCCCGUCGUCGGUGACUGCGCUCGGAGACCAGGCGUUUGCCACCGAGGCGCAGAGGUGGCGGAAAGCGCCAUCCGCGUCAAAGAGAUCAAAGGUGGCCGCCGGCAACUCGGCGGGCACGAGCAUCGGCAACGCCUCCUGA